AUGAGAUUUUAUUGUGAAUAUUGUAAAUCGUAUCUCACCCACGAUACUCAAAGUGUCAGACAAAGUCAUUUACAGGGGAAGAACCAUAUCAAAUUAUAUUGUCAAUAUUACUUAUCCAAAGCUCAGGAGAAUGACAUUAAGGAGAUAAUCAAUCCCGACAUAGAGUUAAGUGAUGUUGUCAAGCAAGCACCAGGAUUUGAUGGGAAUCUAAAAUUUUCUGUAGGGGUAGGUGAUGAGAAUGAUAAUGAAUUCAAAUUACCACCUCCACAAGUGAUAAAAGGGUAUCCUAAUCCACCACCAAGCAUAUUACAUAACGAAAAGGAUAAAGAGGGAAUUGUAUAUUUAAUGAGCAAAAAUUAG
Yamadazyma jaroonii is the source of this 360-nucleotide messenger RNA. The record is from the annotation of a GenBank genome assembly. NCBI's taxonomy places the organism in Eukaryota, Fungi, Ascomycota, Pichiomycetes, Serinales, Debaryomycetaceae.